Molecule: messenger RNA, 1252 nt
Organism: Brassica napus (rape)
Lineage: Eukaryota; Viridiplantae; Streptophyta; Magnoliopsida; Brassicales; Brassicaceae
Product: photosystem II repair protein PSB27-H1, chloroplastic
Exons: 1
Coding region: 544-1071 (175 amino acids)
Biological process (GO): photosystem II repair; photosystem II assembly
Cellular component (GO): chloroplast thylakoid lumen; photosystem II
Source: RefSeq, a predicted model, not a curated record
UCUUUUCACACCUGUCUAAUUGAAUACACUCUUUAUUAUAAAAGCUCUUUUAUCUUUUUAUUCCAAAGUUUCUUGUUAUUAUAUUAUUUUUCAUUAGAAAGUUUAUGAUAAUCAACUUUGAAAAAGAGUGAGUCACAAAAGUUCAUCAUCCCAUGUGUAUGACAGCAAUAGAAAUUAUAGAAUAUCACGUGAUUUGUGGGUCUAAGUUAAUCCUUCAAUUGCAUUAUAAAAGAGUCUAUCCAUGCAAAUGAGAGUCGAUCACUCAUCGGGUGGGGUUAGAAUAAUGGGCCUCCAUUAUUUUAUUUAAACAUAUGGGCCUUUGUUGACAAAAGAGGCCCAAAGACCUUGACCUGGCAGUGGGACCACAGAAGAUCUAGAACAGAGAGACUCCAUUGCUGGACUUGGAUCUUCCAUAUCUCUCAUCAUCCAAUCUGGAUAAGAAGAUAAGGACACGCGUCAAACAUCCAGCACUCCCAAGAGACGUUUUUACAAAACACACAAAACUCUUGUUCACUCUCUUACACCUUUCCCCGAGUUCCGACAAUGGCUUCAGCAUCAGCGACAGCCACUCUUCUCAAGCCCACUCCUCUUCCACCCCAUAAACCGAUCAUCACCGCCUCCGUAUCUCCUCCUCUCCCUCCUCCACGUCGCCACAACCUCCUCCGCCGAGAUUUGCUCUCCUUAUCCGCCGCAUCGACGCUACUUCUAACGCAAUCUCUCCCGUUUCUAGCUCCGUCGCCGGCAUCCGCCGCCGAGGACGAAGAGUACGUGAAAGAUACGUCGGCGGUGAUCUCCAAAGUUCGGACGACGCUCUCGAUGGAGAGGACAGAUCCGAAUGUGGCGGAUGCGGUGGCGGAGCUGAGAGAAGUGUCGAACUCGUGGGUUGCUAAGUACAGGAAGGAGAAAGCUCUUCUCGGGAAAGCGUCGUUCAGGGAUAUUUACUCGGCGUUGAAUGCUGUGUCUGGACAUUAUGUGAGUUUUGGUCCGACGGCUCCGAUCCCGGCGAAGAGGAAGGCGAGGAUUCUUGAAGAGAUGGAGACUGCUGAGAAAGCUCUCUCUAGAGGAAGAUAAAUUUACAGUGAGACCUAACCAUUUCUUCUUCUUCUUCUCCAGUUCCUUGUCGAUGAAGUUUUCUUUUUACCUUUAAAUGCUUAUAUGAGAAGAGAAACUUGAAAUUGCUCGUUUGUUUUUGUAAAAUACUUCAUGAUAAUUUACUUAAUUAUCAUUUACAAUAACGAAUUCCAUUUUCUAA